GUGCAGAGAUCAUACUCCUAUGGCGCGGUCCAGCUUCAAUUUUGUGUUAACUUCAGUUUCCAGGUUCCAGAGUAUUUGCUAAAAUGCAUUGAUGUUAUUGAUAUUUAAAGCAAAUAUGAUAUGUUCUAUGCCAUGAGCUUAUUUGUUGCGUUCCUGGAGAUUAAUAACCAAGUCAGUGAGCUAACUAUAGUGGAAAAUAGUGGAUGAAAUGUCUGAAGAAUGCACUACUGAGCCUGCAGGAGCCAUCAGGGCCAUUGACAAACACUCAGUUCAUCAGAUCUGCUCAGGCCAGGUGGUGCUGACUUUAGCCACUGCUGUCAAAGAGCUGGUGGAGAAUAGUGUGGAUGCAGGGGCUACAAAUAUUGAGGUCAGAUUGAAGGAUUCUGGAGCAGAGCUUGUGGAAGUUUCUGAUAAUGGCAAAGGAGUAGAGGAAGCUAACUUUGAAGGACUUACUCUGAAGCACCAUACCUCAAAAAUAAGGGACUUUUCAGAUCUCAUUCAUGUGGAAACCUUUGGCUUUAGAGGAGAAGCCCUCAGCUCUCUAUGUGCACUGAGUGAUCUCAUGGUGGUUACGUGCCAUGAGUCUAGCCAAGUGGGGACCAAGCUGGUGUUUGACCAUAAAGGAAACUUGGUUCAAAAGUCACCUCAACCUAGACAGCAAGGCACUACUGUUUCCCUGCAGCAGCUCUUCUACACUCUCCCAGUCAGACACAAGGAGUUCCAACGCAAUAUUAAAAAGGAAUAUGCAAAAAUGAUCCACGUCCUGCAGUCCUAUUGUAUAAUAUCAACCGGAGUGCGCAUAACCUGCUCAAACCAAACUGGGCAGGCCAAACGCAGCACAGUCCUCAGCACCAGCGGAAGUCAAAGUAUGAGAGAUAACAUAGGAGCCAUAUUUGGACCAAAGCAGCUCCAGACACUUUUGCCGUUUCAACAAGUAUUUCCUGCUGAAAAUGUUAUGGAUGAAUAUGGACUGAAGGAUACAGACUUACCCAAACAUCUCUUUGUCAUUACAGGAUUUGUCUCACGAGCAGACCAUGGAGUUGGAAGAAGUUCCACCGACAGACAAUUUUUUUUUAUCAACAACCGUCCAUGUGAUCCUCUGAAGGUGGCUAAAAUUGUGAAUGAAGUUUAUCAUAUGUAUAACAGGCAUCAGUAUCCAUUUGUUGCCUUGAGCAUAACUGUAGCCUCUGAAUGUGUGGAUGUAAAUGUCACCCCCGACAAACGGCAGAUUUUCCUUCAAGAAGAAAAGCUCUUGCUCGCAAUUAUAAAAACAUCUCUUAUCAACACCUAUGAGGCCGGUGUCAAUAAAAUAAGCUUGAACUUUACACAUAAACCAGCAACAAGUGUGCUGUCAUCACCUGAACCUCAAGUUGUUCCCUCGGAUGGGAACUUGCCAGAGUCUGGAGAGGAGAGUGACUUGGUUAUUCAAAGCCCAAAGUCUUCUCUUAAUUUGGCUAGUCUAAAGGCUGCGUUUUCCAGUCAUCAUAGUUCAGCUAAAAGUGCAUGUGUUUCAGGCAACAUAAACAGUGGCCCAACCCAGAAAACACUUCAAUCGUUUCUCAAAAGUGGUGCAAAGUCUGCUGUAGCCAAUACAAACAUAGUUUCUAAUUUAAAGACAAAAAAAGACUAUGAUAAAUGCUCUGUUGUUGGAAGAGGUGUGUUGGACAGUUUCAGGUUUGGUAAAGAACAGGACAGCAGAACUGAAAACUCAGUUCCCAGCUGUGACCCCUCAAUAUCACAUAAUGAGACAGUUUCUCAAGUGCUGACUGAAAACAUGACAAUCAAAGUUGAAGCCUGUGAACAAGAAGCAGAAGAGGAAAACAACACAUUUGUGGAAUCUAAAGCAUGUGUAUUAAAAGAAUCCUGUCGGCAAAGCCCUAAUCCCAAAAGAGCCAAAAGAGAUAGUCCUGUGGUUUUGACAAAAUCUAAUGCUGCCUUUUCAAAUGAAUCAAAGAGUUCUUCCCCAUCAACGGUGGAUGCCCCGAUCUCUUUACAAAGAAAGACAGUACCUGUACAGUUUUCCUUUCAGCAGCUUGAGUUAAGGAUAAAGAAGCUGCAGCAACGGGGAGGAGCCAAGGAUGAACCAAAGUACAGACGAUUCAGGGCCAAGAUCAACCCAGGAGAUAACCAGAGUGCAGAAGAUGAGCUCAAGAAAGAGAUCUGUAAGGAUAUGUUCAAAGAGAUGGAGAUCAUUGGUCAGUUCAACCUGGGCUUUAUCAUCACCAAACUAAACUCCGACAUCUUUAUGAUUGACCAGCAUGCAACUGAUGAGAAGUACAACUUUGAAAUGCUCCAGCAACACACUGUGCUUCAGGGACAGAGACUUAUAGUCCCGCAAAACCUUCAUCUUACUGCUGUCAGCGAAAACAUAUUAAUUGAGAAUAUUGACAUUUUUAGAAAGAAUGGCUUUGAAUUUCUGAUAAAUGAAGACGCUCAAGUAAUGGAGAGGGUAAAGCUGGUAUCUCUACCCACUAGUAAGAACUGGACAUUUGGUCCCGCUGACAUAGAGGAGCUCAUAUUUAUGUUGAGUGAUAGCCCAGGUGUCAUGUGCCGACCAUCCCGUGUGAGGCAGAUGUUUGCUUCAAGAGCUUGUCGCAAAUCGGUGAUGAUUGGCACAGCCCUGAGUGUCAGUGAAAUGAAAAAGCUUGUGGUUCACAUGGGGGAAAUUGAACAACCCUGGAACUGUCCUCACGGGAGACCAACUAUGAGACACCUGGCUAAUCUGGACAUUAUUUCACAAGACUGAAUAUUAAACGACACCAAAAAAAAGUUGACAGUAUUUUUUAUUUUUAUUUUUUUACGUUUGUACCUUUGUAUUAAGAUAGCUUUUUUGUAAUAGAAAACUAACUUGUAACUGAGAUGAAAAGGUGUGUGUUGUUUAUUUCCGAAAUAAAUUACCUGAAAUGUG
This is a messenger RNA of Periophthalmus magnuspinnatus, 2908 nucleotides long. It is a transcript of the gene pms2, whose product is annotated as PMS1 homolog 2, mismatch repair system component. Gene Ontology annotation, cellular component: MutLalpha complex. Lineage: Eukaryota; Metazoa; Chordata; Actinopteri; Gobiiformes; Gobiidae. The transcript is spliced from 15 exons. The coding region runs from base 209 to 2746 and encodes 845 amino acids. Gene Ontology annotation, molecular function: ATP-dependent DNA damage sensor activity; mismatched DNA binding; ATP binding. The record is from RefSeq and is a predicted model, not a curated record. Gene Ontology annotation, biological process: mismatch repair.